AUGCGAAAUCGUAAUGCUGAAGACAGUACCAGUGAGGAUAUUCUUAUUGUGAAGUUGAGAAAAGGCCAAGAAGUCGAUAUCAAAUGUAUCGCCAAAAAGGGAUUUGGCAAGGAGCAUGCGAAGUGGAAUCCAACAUGUGGCGUAGCGUUUGAAUACGAUCCAGACAAUGCGCUCAGACAUACAGUUCUGGCAAAGCCCGAAGAAUGGCCGAAAAGUGAGUACUCGCAGUUGGAAGAAGAUGAAUACGAGGCGCCGUUUGAUCCACUUGCGAAACCAAACAAAUUUUGGUUCACAGUUGAAUCAACCGGAGCGCUGAAGGCAGAAAACAUCAUUUUGAGUGGCAUCACGGUGCUGAAGAAGAAAUUAGCUGAUAUCCAAAACCAGCUGCAAAGGGAGUUGUUGCAGCAAGGUCACGUAUAUCACUGA
Gongylonema pulchrum is the source of this 426-nucleotide messenger RNA. The record is from the annotation of a GenBank genome assembly. Lineage: Eukaryota; Metazoa; Nematoda; Chromadorea; Rhabditida; Gongylonematidae.